UAGCCAGAAGUCCACCGAGGAAAAGGGCAAUAAUUUCUCAGGCAAGGAGAAGGAGAAAGAGAAAGAGAAGGCUGAAGAAAGGUCUCAAUCUCAAGUCACGUUGGUCGGUUCACUUGCACUUUAAUCUUCAACACCAAAGCACUUCUAUCAACAUUUCUCUCUUUCUCAAUGUUUUCUUCGUCGACCACCAUCAUGGACGCCAUUCUCCCUCUUCCUCGCCUACGCGCUGCCGCUCCUCUUUUCACCACUGCCACCUUUGCCUUCGCUCACCAGCUCCCCUGUCUUCUAUCUUCACGCGCCGGCCAGAGUUUCCUUCCCCUAUCCGUCAUUUCGUUGCCUCGUCGGUCCUCCGGUAUCGCGGCAAGUGGCCCCUUGAUGGCCAAUUCUGUACCGCCCAAAAGUGGAGUGUAUCUGGUUGGUGAUUUUAUGACAAGGAAAGAGGAUUUGCAUGUGGUGAAACCAACAACAACGGUGGAUGAAGCCUUGCAAACUCUUGUUGAACGACGAAUUACCGGUUUUCCCGUGAUUGAUGAUGACUGGAAGCUGGUUGGUCUUGUGUCAGAUUAUGACUUAUUAGCAUUGGACUCUAUAUCAGGUGGUGGAAAAACUGAGAACAGCAUGUUUCCAGAGGUUGACAGCACUUGGAAAACUUUUAACGAGAUACAAAAGCUUCUCAGUAAAACCAAUGGGAAGCUUGUUGGCGACUUAAUGACAACAGCCCCAGUUGUUGUUCGUGAAACCACUAAUCUUGAGGAUGCUGCAAGAUUGUUGCUGGAGACAAAAUAUCGUAGACUUCCAGUUGUUGAUUCCGAGGGCAAGUUGGUUGGAAUUAUCACAAGAGGAAAUGUUGUAAGAGCUGCCCUUCAGAUAAAACGUGACACUGAAGGGAAAGCGUAAUCCAAAUAUUGUGCAAAGGGCUGUAGCACACAAAACGGCAAACUGGAUCAUUAUGUUUCCAUGAGCUGGUUCAAGUUCAGAAAAUAGGUUGGAAGAGCUUGGCUACCACAUACAGUUUCGGCUUAUGCUGUGCCUAGCAUACUACUGUUAAGUUACAAGCAAUUGCCUGUAGAGAAGUGAUUAGGGACCAAUAAUUGCUGUUGUUCCCUUCAUUUUACCAGUACUUGUCGUGUCCUCUCUCUUUAAUUAUCCCAUAAAGGGAAGGGACAGAAAGUGGAACAAUAAAAAAGUAAUGUAGAUAAAUUGUUUGAUUGAUGGAUGGAGAUAGUAUAUGAUCUUGUUGAGCACAUUAUUCUAAUAGAAUUGAGACUUCCUAUGGAUUUUAUGA
This is a messenger RNA of Manihot esculenta (cassava), 1285 nucleotides long. RefSeq names its product CBS domain-containing protein CBSX1, chloroplastic. NCBI's taxonomy places the organism in Eukaryota, Viridiplantae, Streptophyta, Magnoliopsida, Malpighiales, Euphorbiaceae. The record is from RefSeq and is a predicted model, not a curated record. The coding region runs from base 169 to 897 and encodes 242 amino acids. The transcript has 8 exons.